AUGGCCGAUAGACUGACGUAUUGGUUCAAGUUUAAAAACGAAAAUCCCGAUAACGAUGCUAUAACCGAUAACGUUGCUGGUCAAGCUUAUGUUGAGCAGUUUGGGCUCGAGGUCUUUACGAGAGCUGAUAAUGCGGUUCGCGCUAACAAGGCUACCAAACAAACCGCCGAUACGUUCCUCGCAGCCGCCACUUUCCUUGAACUUUGCCAAAUAUGGGGCGACGUCGAUCCCGACAUCACAUCCAAGAUCAAAUUUUCAAAAUACCACGCUAUUCGAAUUGCCAAAGCUAUAAAGAAUGGGGAGGACCCGAAUCUGUCGAAUCCCGUUGUAGAGAGCCAGACGCCGGAUAGUGAAAUUCAAGCUCUGAAUCCGGAUGAUCCCGAGGUGCGAGCUCUCCAGGGUACUGCGGAACGAGAGCGGCAACCUUCUGUGGAAGAGGUGCCUGAUGAAGCGGAUCGUGUACAAAGAAGUCUUGCGCAGCAAUCAGUACUAGAUGAAUCACUUCAUCCGUCGCGAUCAUCCUCGCUCCCACGUCCACCCACCACUGAUGCUUCCAAAGCUGAAGAUCUUCCAGCCGUACCGUCGGCUCCUGAGCUUCCAUCUGCGCCGUCAGAUCUGUCGCUCCCACAGACCCCCUCCGCUCUGCCCGAUACACCAGAGAAAUUCACUAACCCCUCCGCCGAGUUUCAAUCGUUCCCUCCACCUGCAGUCGUGCAGAUGUCGAACGCGGCCGAUCCCUCUGAACAACCGCCAUUCAUUCCUCGGGCUUCAGCUCCAGCUCCAGCGCGUGCACCCGUAGCUCCAGUAGCAGCUACUCCAUCAGCAUCUCAAACGUCGCGAUAUGAUCUCACCGCGGACGAUCAAGCCAUCACACAAGCACAGAAACAUGCGCGAUGGGCGGUCUCCGCGCUGAGUUUUGACGAUGUGCCAACGGCUAUCAAAGAACUGAAGAAUGCGCUUCGACAAUUGGGCGCUGAAUGA
Talaromyces amestolkiae is the source of this 981-nucleotide messenger RNA. RefSeq lists its product as uncharacterized. Lineage: Eukaryota; Fungi; Ascomycota; Eurotiomycetes; Eurotiales; Trichocomaceae. Bases 1 to 981 code for a protein of 326 amino acids. The record is from RefSeq and is a predicted model, not a curated record. Gene Ontology annotation, biological process: late endosome to vacuole transport via multivesicular body sorting pathway. The transcript is spliced from 2 exons. Gene Ontology annotation, cellular component: multivesicular body.